Colias croceus (clouded yellow) is the source of this 1987-nucleotide messenger RNA. RefSeq names its product organic cation transporter protein-like. The transcript has 6 exons. Gene Ontology annotation, cellular component: membrane. Bases 213 to 1811 code for a protein of 532 amino acids. NCBI's taxonomy places the organism in Eukaryota, Metazoa, Arthropoda, Insecta, Lepidoptera, Pieridae. Gene Ontology annotation, biological process: transmembrane transport. Gene Ontology annotation, molecular function: transmembrane transporter activity. The record is from RefSeq and is a predicted model, not a curated record.
ACUGCUAUUUUGUGCAUAAUUUAUUCACUAUGUGUGUUAAACGCAUGCGAGUAGUUUCGUAGCACGUAUAGUUUUAAAUAAUAGAAAUUACGACUGAAUUAUUUAUCGCAGUUAAUAUAAAAUAAAAUGACAAAUACAAUGAUUUGUUAGUGUUUAUUACACGUUCAUAUUAUUGUUGAUUUGUGAUUUAUUUCGAAGUAUUAGUGAGAAAUAUGUCGAAAGAAGCGGCGGGUUCCGCUUUGGACGAAGUUUGGAGGAAAUUGGGUCCAUUUGGUAAAUACACGGUUGUGAAUUAUGCACUUUUGCUUAUUCCAUGUUAUUUGUACGGAAUGUACGGGUCUGUGUAUAAUUUUGAAGCUAUGGAUAUAAACUACAGAUGCGAGAUACCGGAAUGCGAAGGUGCAAACGAAGCUAUUUGGCUCGAAUACGCUAUUCCGAAAGAAAACAACAAAUUCGAGAGGUGUAAGAGAUUCCUAUAUAAUGGCACAGAUAAGUGUGAAGUUAGUGGGUUUUCUACUAUUCAAGAGGGAUGUGAUUCUUAUGUGUACAGCGAUGAAGACUCCGUGGUUAAAGAUUUCAACCUUGGCUGCCAAAAUUGGAAGAGGACUUUAAUAGGUACAAUGUAUGGAGCAGGCUUUUUCAUAUCUCUCCCUAUUACUGGGAUAUUAUCUGAUCAAUUUGGGAGAGUAAAGGCAAUGGCUGUAGCGUCUUUUUUAUGUGGUAUAUGUGGAGUUAUAAGAUCAUUCUCUACUAGUUACAUUAUGCUGAUUGCUACAGAGUUCCUUGAGACUGCCUUAGGCGCGGGGGCUUAUAAUGCUGCGUUUGUUUUUGCGAUGGAACUAGUACAGCCAAAAGGACGAGUUUUUGGUAAUACAUUAAUAAAUUUCGCAUACAUAUGUGGUACAAUGACCCUAUCACUACUCGCGUGGUACCUUCAAAACUGGAGAUAUCUACUCCGAUGCAUUUAUACACCAGCAAUUUUGGUUAUAUCUUACUUAUUUUUUCUCAAAGAAAACCCUCGAUGGCUUCUUUGUAAAGGAAGGUACGAAGAUGCUCUCUCAGUAAUAAACAAAGCAGAAAAAUUGAAUAAUAUCAAACUACCAGAAGAUCUAUUAACUUCUUUAAGGUCAGAAUCUGACGUGAAAAACAAAAAGGAAGAAAACGAAAACAAAGAAACGCUCGUAUCAGUUCUAAAGGAAGUUAUACGAUCAAAGACAAUAGCUUCUAGACUGAUGUUAUGCUGUUACCUUUGGGUAACUUGUUCAUUUACGUACUAUGGCUUAUCAAUAAAUUCAGUCUUUUUGGCUGGUAAUAGGUAUUUGAAUUUCCUCCUGGUAGUGUUUGUUGAGAUACCAGCAAAUGCUAUUUGCUUGCUAGUGCUGGACAGGUUUGGCAGGAAGAAAGUUCUGGUCAUCGUGUAUAUGUUAAGCGCAAUAUUUUGUAUGAGCUUAUCUUUUAUACCUAAAGAAACAUCAAUCUGGCCUUUACUUCUGUACUUAGGUGGCAAGUUUUCCAUAACAAUAGCCUACAGUACAGUGUAUGUGACGGUCUCUGAGGUGUUCCCAACCAACGCUAGACAAUCUCUACUCGCUUUCUGUGCGACAACUGGCCGCGUUGGUUCAACUUUAGCACCACAGACACCUUUGUUGGCAUUAUACUACCACAAUCUACCAACAAUAUUCUUCGGAAGUGUGGCCCUGCUAGCUAGUGCUUUAGCCCUGACUUUACCCGAGACAAUAAACGUGACCUUACCUGAUAAUAUAGAAGAAGCCAAACAGAUGUCUAAAUUAAAACAAGCUGCCAAAGAUUAAAUUUAAAUUACUAUAAUAUUAUAAUGUAUUAUUUUGUUUGUGUUAUGAGUAUACGAGGAAAUAUAAGUUAAAAUGUGUCUUAAUACUCAUUUUUCUAUGGUCAUACUUUUGUUUGUUUAUUUAUGUUAAAACUUAAGAAAUAUGUUUAAUGAAUUAUACAAUUAUUUUAUACUUUA